This is a messenger RNA of Pisolithus orientalis, 2088 nucleotides long. RefSeq names its product major facilitator superfamily domain-containing protein. The record is from RefSeq and is a predicted model, not a curated record. The coding region runs from base 114 to 1724 and encodes 536 amino acids. Gene Ontology annotation, biological process: transmembrane transport. Gene Ontology annotation, cellular component: membrane. NCBI's taxonomy places the organism in Eukaryota, Fungi, Basidiomycota, Agaricomycetes, Boletales, Pisolithaceae. Gene Ontology annotation, molecular function: transmembrane transporter activity. The transcript has 10 exons.
GGAGUGUUCACCCGCAAGAUUCGCGCGUCAGAUCCAUUCAUACCUGAAUCCGCUCUACCUUCUCUUGUUGUUCGACCUCUCGCCACAACCUUUGGCCCUUCGGGCUUGUCCAGAUGGCGACUCCGACCGAGGUCAAACAUGUGCCCGCUCUCUUCAGCGCCAGACGGGUUAUUACAUUGCUGAGUUCCAUUGUCGUUGCGCUCAGCUCUGGCACGAACUAUAUCUUUUCCGCCUAUGCGCCGCAGCUAGGUGCUCGUCUCCACAUUUCGCAUACUCAGCUCAAUGUCGUUGGGCUUGCCGGAAACGCUGGUGUUUCUAUCUCCGGGCCUAUCUGGGGCCGUAUCGUAGACUUUAGAGGUGCCCAGAUCCCGCUCACUGGAGCCUUCGUUUUCUCCCUUGCCGGAUAUGCAGGGAUGAAACGUAUGUAUGAUGAGGGCACUGACUCUGGAACAUCUGUCUCUCCGGCACGCUUUCUCUUGUUAGUGAUAUGUAGCCUUCUGACUGGUUUGGGUGCCCACGCUGGCGUGACUGCGGCUGUCAACAUUACCGCCAAAAGCUUCCCAGAAUCUGCGCACGCCACAACCACUGGUUUAGUACUGUCUGGUUUUGGUCUCUCAGCAUUCUUCUUUUCGACUGUUGCGCAUAUUUUGUUCCCUGGAGAUACAUCGGCUUUCCUACUUCUUCUCUCCCUUGCCACCUCCAUACCCAUGCUCAUUGCAUUAUUCGUUAUGCGGCCCGUACCUCUUCCUCAGACCCAUGCGGGUCUGAAGGAUGAUAGAAAUGGAGAGUAUGAACUAAUAUCCACUACAGAAGUUGUACCAUUUAUUGCUGAUGCCAAUGUUGAUGCUGUGGGUGUGGCAGGAGACAGUCACGUGUCUCUCAUGGAUAUCCAGCCUGAGGAUGGAUUAUCCUCUGCUCUGGAGACGGACCGCAUCCACAGUCACUUAAGGCCAGAUAACUUACCAGACGUCCACGGGAAGUUGCUAUGGAAGACUCCAGACUUUUACCUCCUCUGCAUGAUCUUGUUGCUUUUGGGCGGAACAGGGGUUAUGUAUAUCAACAACGUGGGCUUAAUCUCCCUGGCCCUCUUCGCCAAGUCAAACCCGAACUAUGAAGAAGAGGAAGCGUCCAAACUGCAAGCGGCGCAAGUAUCGACGUUGAGCGUUGGCAACUUCGCUGGUCGAAUACUAAUCGGCCUCAUCUCAGACUUUGCACGCACUAAGUUUCAUCUCCCUCGUGUCUAUUCAUUGUGCAUUGUUUCCUCGCUUUUCAUCAUCUCCCAGGCAUUCGCAAUCGGAAUUUCGAGCGUUGGUACGCUGUGGAUGGCCACUGCCAUCCUGGGAUUUGCGUACGGAAGCCUCUUCGGAGGCCUUCCUGCAAUCGCAAUCGAUUGGUUUGGUCUAGCUCAUUUAUCUGAAAACUUGGGAUAUCUUUCUCUCGCGCCACUUGUCGGCGGGAAUGUCUUCUCAAUCAUAUUUGGUCGGAACCUCGAUGCGCAUACGCCACGCGAGAAUACGAACACGACCAUUGGUGCAACCCGUGCUAUGAGUACGGCUGACCGAGCAGUAUACCGGGACGUUUUGGCAGAGCGCCGGUGCUUUACCGGUCGGGAUUGUUAUGUCUCGAGCUUGAAGGUUACGCUCGUGGCCUGCAUGGUCGCGCUUGGUCUGAGUACGUUGGCUGCCAGGCGGGAUAAGUACCGGCAGAAGACGAGGAAAGGGUGAGCGGAUGAGUAUGGCAAGGGAUGUGACGAUCUAAUCGGGUGGACGGGUUUGGUUUACGUUUUAUUAGAGGGUUAAUACUUGCGUGGUCGGCAGUGUUACUUGUCGAGCCCGAAGGUCACACAUGGGCCGCCUUGUGGGAUUGGUCAGCACCGGUGUCACGAGGGCAGAGUAGAUUUGAGUGCGGUAGCGCUGUAUGUGCUCCUUGGAAGUUGGGACAUCCCUCCAACGGGUAAUUUGUUGGCUACAUGCGAUCACAGUCAUUCAUGUAAAUUGCCAUGAGCUUCUUAGGCACAUACUACGGAUCAACUACACUGCAUAUCAAAAGCGUUCAUUUGACCUAGCGCAGUACUAUUUCAAAUUCACC